AUGCCAGCCACUGCGCGCGGAAUCAGCCCCAACGUCAGUGAGAGUAUACCACGUGAAUCCGCCAAAGGAUAUCGCGAUCCAAUCAGAGGCCUAGCUAGGUUCGUAGAAAAAGAUGACGAGGAUCUCUCAUUUGACGAGGACAUCAGGGAUGCCAUCCGAACCCAUCCGCCCGCGGUUUUGAGAACCGAGUUCAGAUUGCUGCCCGGAACCGCCUCUUUGACUUCGCCGACUAGACGUCGGUCGUUGAGUGAGUUCAGCGAGGACACGGACACGGACAUCACCGAAAUCAACGACGAGGAUUUCGAGGAAAUCGACGAUAUAUUCGGCAAGGAAGAAAGCGGCAUUUACAACAGCGACGGAACGCGGGUAUCAAAGAAAACCGCUGGCCCCACCAGGGCGCGGGAAGUCCUAAUCCAGCGGAAACAGCAAAUGGAGGAGCAGGCACGGGCCGAGGAUGACGAGUUGUACCGCCGCUACACAAACAGCCAUACCGAGCACAACAACAAUGAGCUCCUAGAUCCGGCCGCAGACGAGGUGAACACUCUCAAGCUCAAAGACCUACGUUUAUAUGGCCAUCUGCCUCUGCGGCAGCAAAAAGACCAUUUGCAAAACGAUGCCACCAUCGACUAUGAGUACACGAAAGACGACUUCGAGACUUUCGAAGACGGCUUUGCCGAUGUCCUUCCUUCCAUGAUCUGCCAGGAUAAGCUCCUGCACUUUCACACGAAGCCAGUGGCUCCUAGUGGUGACCUCCUGCGGAAGGCAAGCAUGCCCGUGUUUCCAAGAUCACUCAAAGCAUCGAAGCCCACCAAGUUCAAGUCCUCUAUGGAUCUUGCUGGUACGUUGCGGGCGAAGCCCUCUGAACACCCGCUUUUCAACCACAACAACAAGAUCAUCAGGAAGUUAGACAGAAUGCCCUCGUUCCACAUAAAAAGAAACCAGCAGCCUCCUUCUGAAUCACGAGAAGACUUGUUGGAUUAUAACAUGGAGCUACGCAAAAAGCAGCUCCUAGAAAAGUACAUGGAGAUUUCGGAAAAACAGUUCCAGCUACGUUCAAGUCCAACCAAGUCCUCUGGCACAAAACAUCACGAUAAACCGCCCAGGAAAGGGGUGGGUAUUGUGAAAUACCUAAACCAUAGGUCUGCUGUCCCUUCGCUCACUGGAAACAAGCAAAUGAAAUUUAAUCUGAACUCAAAACUCUGGGAAGGAAACGAACAUGAUCUCUUGCGCUUUGAUGAAAAUAAGGACGAUGGUCCUUCUCACAAAAAGCAAAAGCAGCCCAGUUUGAUAACGGUCGACCAGUUUCGGCAUCAGAAGGACACCGUCAAAGGGAAUAUGGUUUAUGACCCGGAAAAUCUAAGAUGGGUGAACAAAGAUGCUAUUGACGAGCAACAGGAAAAUGUUUUUGAUGAUUUGCCGGACCUCACACCAAAUGACAUUCCACAAUAUGCAACUACAGAACCAGUUCAAUCAAAACCCACGCUAUAUAAUCGUGGAGUAAGCGCAUUUACCCAAAGAACCUUUCUGAACAACUCCACUGGAAGUACAGCGGUGAGCAAUAGCACUGCUGGCGAGGAGUUUGUACUCAGCCUGAAACACAUGGCCAAAUUUGAAAAAGAAGAAAUGAAGAUUAGAAGAAAAACGCAUAAUUGGUUUGGUCCCAGUGAAAGCUACCACCUCAGCAGUCGAAGCAAUUUCGAUUUCGAGUACUUCUGGGAGAUCCGCAAGAUGGUAAUGGACAAUGAUGCCUGA
Molecule: messenger RNA, 1752 nt
Organism: Metschnikowia bicuspidata var. bicuspidata NRRL YB-4993
Lineage: Eukaryota; Fungi; Ascomycota; Pichiomycetes; Serinales; Metschnikowiaceae
Gene: BFA1
Product: Bfa1p
Exons: 1
Coding region: 1-1752 (583 amino acids)
Biological process (GO): mitotic spindle orientation checkpoint signaling; regulation of Ras protein signal transduction
Cellular component (GO): mitotic spindle pole body; SIN/MEN two-component GAP complex
Molecular function (GO): GTPase activator activity
Source: RefSeq, a predicted model, not a curated record